Moesziomyces aphidis is the source of this 723-nucleotide messenger RNA. NCBI's taxonomy places the organism in Eukaryota, Fungi, Basidiomycota, Ustilaginomycetes, Ustilaginales, Ustilaginaceae. The record is from the annotation of a GenBank genome assembly.
AUGUCGUCACGCAAGAGCACGGUCACCACGCAAAACGGACGCGGCGCGGCGGACAAGCGCGAUGCACAGCGCGAUGCGCCGCGCGAGCAGCUCUCGACGGGCCUCUGGCUGCUCAAGCACACCCAGGGCAUCGUGACCACCGCCACUGCACUCGGAAUCCUCCAUCUGCGUACCAGCCAUGUGCUCUACUUUACCAUAGGCAGCCUGGCCACCAGCUUCACCGCCAAGGGACUCAAGCGCGUCAUCAAGCAGCCUCGCCCUCCCGGCUCGAGGGUGAAAAAGACGAGCGGAAUGCCGUCAACCCACAGCGCGACGAUCUCGUUCAUGGGCACGUAUAUCAUGCUGUCAUCGCUGCUGCUUCCUCUGCACCCUUCGCUCAUCCUGGACCGCACAUCGACGCAGUCGGACCAGAUGGUGCGCAUCUGGCUUGCGCUGAUUGGCGUGGCAGCCCCCGUGCUGGUCAUGUGGUCGCGCGUUCGGCUCGGCGUACACACGCGUGCGCAGACACUGGUAGGCGCCGCACUCGGUGUAGUCAAGGCUAUCGUCUGGUUCACCCUCUGGAACGGCACCCAGAUCAUGACCGGUACCAGCUCGGCUCCGGUCUUGGACGCUGCUACGUUCCCGUCCACACUGCAAGUGGGCCUGAGAGCCACAGUCGGCACACGCAUCGACUCGCUCAUUCGACACACCGAAGCCACCCUGCGCGAUGCAUCCGGCUUCUGA